Rana temporaria (common frog) is the source of this 1618-nucleotide messenger RNA. RefSeq names its product RAB30, member RAS oncogene family (gene RAB30). The transcript is spliced from 5 exons. Gene Ontology annotation, cellular component: trans-Golgi network. Lineage: Eukaryota; Metazoa; Chordata; Amphibia; Anura; Ranidae. Gene Ontology annotation, molecular function: GTPase activity; GTP binding. Gene Ontology annotation, biological process: Rab protein signal transduction. The coding region runs from base 278 to 889 and encodes 203 amino acids. The record is from RefSeq and is a predicted model, not a curated record.
ACAACCUAAUGGAGCAGCUGCCUCUGGCUGGACUACGCCUCCCAGAAUCCCCUGGGCUCCAGGCAUCUCCCUGUGCUUGUCUAUUGGCCUGCUGUCCUGAGGAAUGAUGUCAUGAUAAGAAAAGCAGGGAGAACUCCAGUGCCUUUUAUUGUGCAUGGAGCCUGUGCAGAGGACGCCUGCUGCUGCUGCCUGCAUCCAUCCCCAGCCCACCGAUGAGCCGCUGAUUCCAGCCGCACACACCCUGUUUUAUUGUAUGCACCCUUCUCAAGCUGUGUAAAUGAGUAUGGAAGAUUAUGAUUUCCUAUUCAAGAUCGUUCUAAUCGGAAACGCCGGAGUGGGGAAGACCUGUCUGGUGCGGAGGUUUACCCAGGGUCUCUUCCCUCCUGGCCAAGGGGCCACCAUCGGGGUAGAUUUUAUGAUUAAAACGGUGGAGAUAAAAGGUGAAAAAAUAAAGCUCCAGAUAUGGGACACGGCAGGGCAAGAGAGGUUCCGCUCCAUCACUCAGAGUUAUUACCGCAGUGCCAAUGCCUUGAUAUUAACCUACGACAUUACCUGUGAGGAAUCCUUCCGGUGCCUUCCAGAAUGGCUGAGGGAGAUAGAGCAAUAUGCAAACAACGACGUCAUCACUGUGCUUGUGGGGAACAAAAUAGACCUGGCCGAGAGAAGAGAAGUCUCCCAGCAAAGAGCUGAAGAGUUCGCAGGCACCCAAAACAUGUAUUACCUGGAAACCUCUGCCAAAGAGUCGGACAAUGUGGAAAAACUGUUCCUGGACUUAGCGUGCCGCUUGAUCAGCGAAGCCCGACAAAACGCGUUGGUCAACAAUGUGGACUCUUCCUUGCCUGGAGAGGGCAAGAGCAUCAGCUAUUUGAACUGCUGUAACUUUAACUAGUAACCAAGUCGGGCCUGAUGACGAGCAAGAAAGAUUCAUUUAAAAAAAACAUUCAGUAUGGGCUGAGAGUCUUUGCCGAGUUGGAUUCUCUCCGUGGGAGGAUGGUCCCGAAAUGCAGGCGAAAUCGAGUUUCGGAGUCUAAGCUUAGUUGACCACACAUAGGUCGGAGCAUGGAGAACAUGGACCGGAGCAGGACGAACAGUGUUGCGAGUCCUGCCAGCAAGUCAUGGGGUACAACUUGAACAAAACUAUAUAUAUAUUUAACGACGCGGUGCAUACCAGUUAGAGUAUUUUUGUUUUUCUGUUUACUUUUGUUUUUAAUAGAUAGGGGGGGGGAACAAAGAAGCGUCCUUGAAGAAGUAGAAGACCUUAUCAUAGUAUCUCAUUAUCUUGCGAUGAGAGAACUCCAAUCUAUACUCUACAACCGUUACAUUUUUGAAUUUGAUUGUUGCGGAAUGCUGGCACCGGUUUUGGAAGAUGUCAUUUUUCUGAGAACUGUUUUGUCUAUUCUGACGUGUUUAGGAUUAAUUAAAGCCAAAUUUUUAUUGCUUGGCUUCAGACGUUUUAUGAAAGCAGCGAUGUUUUUUUUUAUUAUUUACCUUGACUGUACUCCGCAAAAGAGCGCUGACUCGUUUUGCAUCUAUAGCCAUUUAAGGAACUCCAGCGCAAAUUUUGGCUGCCGAUGUCUGUUAUUCUUUUGCCAAAAAAAUAAAUAAAGAAUGUUUGUGA